Messenger RNA from Brenthis ino (lesser marbled fritillary), 1788 nucleotides. The record is from the annotation of a GenBank genome assembly. NCBI's taxonomy places the organism in Eukaryota, Metazoa, Arthropoda, Insecta, Lepidoptera, Nymphalidae.
AUGUGGGAUCGUAAAUUAAAUUUUUAUAUAAUAUAUUUGUUCAUAAUAAUUCAGUGUGCCAGUACGGCAGAGAACCAUCCUGCAUGGCGAUGGCAAUGCGAAGACAGCAAGUGUGUGAAAAUGAAACAUGACCCAGAAGGCACUGAUCUAGCUCUGUCAUUGGAAGCCUGCAAAAUGUUCUGUAAUCAAUAUGGUCUUUUAUGGCCAAGACCAACAGGAACAACGGACUUGGGCAGGUUUCUGUCCAAAAUAAACAUGAACAAUAUAGAGAUAUUGAUUCAGAAGCGAGGAAGGUCAGAUGAUUUGAUGAAUGCCGCUGGUCGGAGAUUCAAAAGCGUGGUAUCUAAAGCGGUUCCCAGUGGUCUAACGCCGAAGCUCACGGGCAAAGCUGUAUAUGUGUACCUUGUUAACGAAAACCCUGAUGUUAAUGAGUUCUCAUUAGACAUGGACGAAAGCUACGGAAUACGAGUGUCCCCCGAGUCCAAUGAGCGCAUCAAUGCUACGAUUUCCGCAAACACUUUCUUCGGUAUUCGAAACGGAUUGGAAACUUUGUCGCAGCUUAUUCUGUAUGAUCCUGAUAGACAACAAUUACUGAUGACAAGAGAUGUUAUCAUCAAUGACAAACCUGUGUACUCAUACAGAGGCAUCCUUUUAGACACAGCUAGAAACUAUUACGGUGUUGAUUCUAUUAAAGCUACCAUUGAGGCAAUGGCAACGGUUAAAUUGAACACCUUCCACUGGCACAUCACAGACAGUCACAGUUUCCCGCUCGUUUCUAAACGGCGGCCAAACUUGACUAAAUAUGGCGCUUACAGUCCUAGCAAAGUGUACACGGCCGAGGCGAUACGCGACGUGGUGCAGUUCGCGCUCGAGCGCGGUGUGCGCGUGCUUCCCGAGUUCGACGCGCCGGCGCACGUGGGCGAGGGCUGGCAGGAUACAGACCUCACUGUCUGCUUUAAGGCAGAACCAUGGGGCUCGUACUGUGUCGAGCCGCCGUGUGGACAACUCAACCCGACUAAGCCCGAAGUAUACAAUGUGUUGGAAGAUAUUUACAUGGACAUGGCCGAACUGUUCACGACGACGGACAUAUUCCACAUGGGCGGGGACGAGGUGAGCGAGCGCUGCUGGAACUCGUCGUCGCAGGUGCAGCAGUACAUGGCGCAGCGCGGUUGGGCGCUGGACCGCGCCGGGUACCUGCAGCUGUGGAACUACUUCCAGAACGAGGCGCAGGCUCGUGCUUACAAGGCCUUCGGCAAGCGUCUCCCUCUGGUGCUGUGGACGAGCACGCUCACCGACUACAGCCAUGUCGAGAAAUUCCUCAACCCGAAGGAUUAUAUUAUUCAAGUUUGGACGACAGGAACAGAUCCUCAGAUCAAGGGUCUGCUGAAAAAGGGCUAUCGCCUCAUCAUGUCGAACUACGACGCCCUUUACUUCGACUGUGGGUUCGGUGCUUGGGUCGGGAGCGGUAACAAUUGGUGUUCCCCAUACAUCGGUUGGCAGAAGGUGUACGACAACAGUCCCAAGAUAAUGGCGCAGCAAUAUUACAAGCAGAUGUUAGGUGGCGAGGCAGCGCUGUGGUCGGAGCAGGCGGACGCGGCCACGCUGGACGGGCGGCUGUGGCCGCGCGCCGCCGCCAUGGCCGAGCGCCUGUGGGCCGAGCCCGACUCGUCCUGGCAGGAUGCGGAGCAGCGCAUGCUGCAUCUCAGGGAACGCCUAGUUCGUCUUGGAAUCAAAUCUGAAUCGAUUGAGCCUGAGUGGUGUUACCAGAAUGAAGGAUAUUGUUAUGCG